Molecule: messenger RNA, 1630 nt
Organism: Cheilinus undulatus (humphead wrasse)
Lineage: Eukaryota; Metazoa; Chordata; Actinopteri; Labriformes; Labridae
Gene: mtch2
Product: mitochondrial carrier homolog 2
Exons: 13
Coding region: 47-952 (301 amino acids)
Biological process (GO): positive regulation of apoptotic process
Cellular component (GO): mitochondrion; membrane
Source: RefSeq, a predicted model, not a curated record
GUAAGACGACAGAGAAGAGCUUCCUGUCUCCCCUGGCUCUCUAAAAAUGGCGGACACGUGUGGCCAAGUAUUACUGGGAUCAGGGCUUACCGUCCUCUCUCACCCUCUGAUGUACAUUAAAGUCCUGAUCCAGGUAGGACAUGAACCACUCCCUCCCAGCCUGGGCAGGAACCUGUUUGGCAGGCAAGUGUACCAACUUCCUGGACUCUUUGCUUACGCAAAACACAUCAUCAAGAUUGAUGGAAAAGCAGGUCUCUUCAAAGGGCUCGGUCCAAGGCUCUGUGCCGGUACCAUCGGCACUGUGGUGCACAGCAAGGUUGUGCAGAAAUGUCAGGAACAAGGCACACCCCAGGUGCUGGGCAGUCAGCAGAAGGCUGCAGACGGCUCCCUACAGUACGUUGUUAACGAGACAACCAAAGAGAUGAUAGCUCGCUCCUGUGCCACUAUUGUCACACACCCCUUCCAUGUGAUUACUUUGCGAUGUAUGGUCCAAUUUAUUGGAAGAGAAACAAAAUACAGUGGAGUGUUUGACUCCAUUGUCACUGUCUACAGAGAAGAAGGAGUACUGGGAUUCUUUGCCGGUUUGAUUCCUCGCCUGCUCGGUGAUGUCCUGGCUCUGUGGAUUUGUAACCUCCUGGCCCAUGUCAUCAAUACAUAUGCCAUCGAUGACUCGAUGAGUCACACAGGAGAAAUCAAGAACUGCUCUCAGGCUGUGACAGGGUUCUUUGCCAGUAUGCUCACGUACCCUUUUGUUUUGGUGUCAAACCUCAUGGCUGUCAAUAACUGCGGGCUCGCUGGAGGCCUGCCCCCCUAUGCAUCUGUAUACCCCACCUGGGUGGACUGCUGGAGGCAUCUAAGCAGAGAGGGAAACAUGAGCAGAGGCAACAGUUUAUUUUUCCGGAAGAUUCCAGCAGGAAAGAUGUACGCAAUUGAGCAGAAGAGAUUUUUUUAAAGCCGGCAGAGAAACAAGCAAAACAACGUUGUGAUAAAAAAAUCUACAUUGCCUGAUCUGGGGGUGGACAGUCAGCACUCAAUUUAUUUUGUUUUGUAUGCACUUCUUUACUGAUUUUUUUUAACCUGCAACUAUGUGAAAUUAAUCAUGAAUUUUAUUUUUUGGGCAGGUUUUGAUUACAGAAAUUUGCAGAUUGAAAGUUUUGGAAGGCACAGAGAAGCAGAUUUAGUCAUCUUUCUUUAUAAAAAGCUACGAGUCAAACAUCUGAGUAAUGCUAACAUUGGUAACCAAUGUGAACAGGCACCUCCCAUGUGUUUUUUAAAUACAGAAUAUCUAUUGACAAUGACUCCCCUUCAUACGUGUGAUGGGAUUUGUUUGUUGAAAUAGCAUUUCAGUCUGCAUGUGGUAAUGUCUAAUAAUACACGUUAAUGAUUGAGUGGGACCUCUUGUUAUGUGGUAUUGUCUUGUGUUAAUUAUUAUGAAGCUCAUUUUCUGGCAGGCGUGUAAUGCUAAUGAACAAAGGGAAAAGCUUGUAGUUGUUUUUUUUCUCAAGCAUGUGUGGAUUUAGAGACAGGAAAGUGACGCCUGAGCUGACCAAACUCUCAGCAGUCUGAACGGCCAAGUGCUUGUAUCAACUCAUUCUGACUGACCCAAAUAAAUCAUACUUUUUUGACCUUG